Molecule: messenger RNA, 1886 nt
Organism: Marchantia polymorpha subsp. ruderalis
Lineage: Eukaryota; Viridiplantae; Streptophyta; Marchantiopsida; Marchantiales; Marchantiaceae
Source: the annotation of a GenBank genome assembly
AGGCGGGGGGAGGGGCAAGAGGAGGAGAUUGGGGCAAAGAGGAUAGAACGGGACGUGUCGCCUUGUGACGACGCUGGUUUCGGUCGGGCCUUGGGGCCUUGUCUGCAAUGCGGCCGCGGCCCCGUCCCGCGGCCUUUCUCGUGCACAGCACGAGGCACGAGGCACGAGGCCCAAUCAGCCGUUGUGCUCCGGCAGCGCUCGCUUGCGAGCACGCACAAUCGCGGGAUCCAACUUCGCGCGCGGUCGAUCGAUCAGCAUUAUCGCCGCUCGCCAGACGUUGUUUGUUGGUGCAGCAUCUCUCUAUCGUUGCGUCCGCUGCCGCUGCUCUUCCUCUCGCUGGAGUAGUGCAGCGCAGCGCAGCUCAGGCAGGCAGGUCAGAGAUCUGCUGCCAUGGCAAGCCUCGGAGCUCUCGCUAGAGCCCCCUCCUGCCCAUGUCUCGCAGCUCCUCAGAGGAGUGACGCUGCAGCAUGCGCAGCCUCUGCCGGUGGGGUACGAGUGUGCGCAAUUCCGGUCCUCUCUCGUUGUGGAGCUGGCGCGUCGGCCAGAAGACAGCACUCGAGCUGGAAGAAGAAUUCAGCUGCUCCCACAGGCCUGGGUUUAUGGACUGGAUAUUCAUCCUCUUUUUUAUCAAGCAGGUCACUGCGAACGAAAAAUAGGAGAAUUAUCAGGGGGCAGGCUGACGUUGAAGUAGAACAAAUUGGUGAAGCUGUCAGGAGAACAAGGUUAAAUUCCAUCGACCGGUUGGAGGAGUCAAUGCUGCGCGGUAGCAAGCUUUCGCUGUCACAUGUUGAUAAUAAGUCUGACAUUGUUGUACGAGAUAGCUUUAGCGGGGAUAAUUAUCGCCCCUGGAUUAGGAGAGGAAGGGAGUCUAUGUUAGACUUAUUUCAACAAUUAGUGGCCACAUUGACAGAUGGAGACAGAUUAUCCACUAUAGUGAAAUUUGCCGUGAUCGCCUCGAUAUUUGGACUGCAAGCAUGUUCUCCGGCCUGGGCAACUACCGAAAUCGCUAAAGCGAGCGCGGAUUCGAGUUUUUUCGGUGACCUCGAUGACAUUCAAAAUGGAUUUGCAUCGUCAUUUUUGUUGAUAUUCUUUUCGGAGAUUGGAGAUAAGACUUUCUUCAUUGCUGCACUCCUGGCAACGCGUAAACCCGGUGCAGCCGUCUUCUCUGGAACGUUUGGGGCGCUGGCGGUUAUGACAGUAAUUUCUGUAGUACUUGGACGUGCUUUUCACUACGUCGAUGAACUCCUUCCCAGUCUUGGAGAAACAAGGAUUCCAUGGGACGAUCUUGCUGCUGUUGUACUCCUGGUUUACUUUGGUGUAUCAACCUUAAUUGAAGCAGCCUCCAUGGAAGAGUCAAAACAAGAGGGAGAACAACAAGAGGCGGAAUUGGCCAUUGCAGGCGUAGGCGCAAAUGGAGCAGUGGCUGGCACUGUGGCUGCAACAUUUGCCCUUGUGUUCGUUGCUGAGUGGGGUGACAAGUCGUUCUUUUCCACUAUAGCGUUGGCUGCCGCAUCUUCUCCUCUCGGAGUCGUGACUGGUGCUAUCGGAGGCCACGGUGCUGCAACUCUGUUGGCUGUACUUGGAGGCUCAUUUCUUGGAAAUUAUAUCUCAGAAAAGGUCAUUGCCUACGUCGGAGGAGCUCUUUUCCUAGUUUUUGCGGGGAUUACUCUAGUGGAGAGCCUCAAUUAGGACAUUCGUAGACCAGCCAAUCGGAAAAAUCAUCCAGGGGCUACAAAAUGUAACCCAUUGUAAUCUAGUUGUAGUCUAUAGUGUACUUCAUUCAAAUCACAUCAAUUCAGUUCCAAUGCUUCGCUCCUUUCCGAUUUAUUGCCGGUGCUGCUUCUCGUCUCUUCUUUCUUGUUGCACCUUUCCUGUCUUGUGUUUAU